UGUUCGGACGGACGCAACUCCCACAAUCAAUAUCAUCUCCGCCCUCGAUGUCAACUGUUGAGGCUUCAAAGACUGCGGGCCGAGCUGCGGGCUCGCCUGCAGCGUCAACACUUUGGAGGUUAAUUCCUGCUUGCUGCUGAAAUUGCUGAGUUAGAGUUUGACGGGUGUUUGGACGCUGAUCAUGAUUUAUUCUGAUCAAAUGUAUGAUUUGCGGUAAAUCUUCGAGUUUUCUGUACGUGGUGAUUAGAACUCGGAUUAAUCCUGGAAGCAGAACACGCUAGUUGCAGUUCAGUUCAGCUCGAAGCUAAAAUAUUGAUUUUUAUUAGAGGCCGUCCUCGGCUAAGAAGGAUAGAGAAUAGUUACAUUUAUAGUGUCCGUUUAUAAUUCUAACCACUACAGAACGAACUCUUAUUUGUAAGCAACCCAAUAGAUGUGCUGAAAUUUCAAUCGAUUAUAAUAAAUUUAAGUAAAUUAUAAAUUAUAAGUCCACCUUAAUUGUACACGUCUACCGUUGAAGAGAUUGCUAAUAGACUGAUGUCAGAAAAGGCUGACGGAGCGAAUUUGAACUUGACGUUCCUUGACCAUCUAUCAAAUGUGACAAAUCGAACAAAUGUACUCAACAGUUGGCUCCCGUGUCGACGAGGGAUACCUACUGCACCGAUUGCUCUUAACAACAUCUGUAAUGGGUUCCGGGCCACCGGGUAUAGAUGGAAACGAAAAAGCCAACUGUUCGAGCCUGAACAUUUCAGCUCGAAGAAAAUUUUACUUUGUUUUGACAGCACUGCGGUUGCUUCGAUCUCAGUCGCAGCGAUGUUGGCAACCAUGCCUACGCCGUUGUAAACAACGAAGGGAACGCGCACAAAGAGUGCGCGAAACGACGUGCGUGGCAACAGCGCGCCGUUGACGACGGCGAAGGAGAGAAAGAGAGCGGAAACCCGAACGACGACGAAGAGUGGAGAGUUUUUUGGCGCGCAACGGACGAGUUUGCGCGAUCGUUCGGAGAAGAGACAAGUCUAUCGCAAGCAGCCGAACCGGUCGGACGUCAAGUCGAGCGCGUCGCGAUCGUCGGAAGCAACACUAAAUUAAUCACUUAAGCUAAGUUUUAGUCGUAAAAUAGAAAGUAGUGAGAGAAAUUCUAGUGUUGUGUUUGUGUUUGCGAUACUUUCGACCCUCCCAAACUGGUUCCCCAAGUCCGCCUGCAGUUAAGUGCAAAAAAUACAGUCCGCUCCGAACAUGGUCCGAACGACCCGGAUUAAUUGAACCAGAAGUGCCGGGAUUUGCGGGGACAGUGAAGGACAAAAGGCGGAGGGUCGAUUCUAUCGCGGCAAGUGGGCACAAGGCCCACUGAGUGAAAAAAGACGCCGCGGAAAAAAGUGAAAAAAGACGCCAUCUUGGCUCAAAAAAGUGCAAAGAGUGAAAAGUGCUAAGCGACGCCAUCUUGGAUGCGUCCAGAGCCUUCUGAAGCCGGAAAAAGGUUCCGGAAAGAAGGUUCAAGUGUAGUGAAGUUCCGGCCAAGAGGACACAAAGUUCCCCCAAGUACCGCGAUUACAGACUUGGCUGUUUUCCGUGCUUGGUUCGGACACUGGGUCCGAUCGUUGGUGUUCCUCUUGUGCCGGAAACUGCCAUAAAGUGCCUGCAAUAAUUCCCGGGAGCGGCGCUGAGCAAGGACGCGUCGACUCCAGAGAAGAAGAAGCGGAAGUUGCAGGCAGAGUCGGAAGAAGCUUUCGGGAAUUGGUCCUGUAAGUGAACGCUGAAGAAGAGGAGCGAAAACCUUCUGCGAACUUGGUCCGGAAGUGAAGACGCUCGAAGUGAGAAGACUUGCGCGAAAGUGGUUCCGGAAAACGCGAAGAACGUUCUGGAAAGUGGUUCCGGAUGUUCGACGCAAAGUGAAGUGAAAGCGAACGGUUCCAGCAGCCGUUCCGAGCUCAGUGCUCCACCACUGUAGCAUCGGUGGCCAAAGCGCUUCGCCCGAGGAAGUCACCGGAGAGGCUGGUGAACUCGGAGAAGGCGGCCACACCGAAGAAGAAGACCGGCGGCAAGUCCGGUCACUAAGUGCACUGAGUGAUCCCCUGCGGAGCGAGCAGUGUAAAGAAGCUGGCGGAGAUGGAGCGGUUCAGCGACGUCGUCCACCAGCGUGAGCUGGCUCAAGGUAAGCUUGUUACAAUUCUUGACAGCUUGGAAGAUGCCACGACGCUCACAUGGGCAGCGUUGAAGACGUGUCAGAAGGAGGUAGAAGCCGCGUACGAUGCGUACCAUACGGCGUACGGGCAGAUCCUUGGCAUGGUUCCGUCAACAUCACGGGACGAGCAAGAUGCCCUCUACGACGCCUUCGACGACCUGCACACAGAGGUCCUGAUGGUCAUCGAAGAGAAGCUGCUAGAAGUGAGCCAGCCCACACGACGAAGAAACGCGUACACGCCUGGUGUACCACAAUGGGUGGACGAGAUAACGAACGCAACAACCGCUAAGAUCGUCGGAUGCGCCAACGAGACGACCAUCGACGAACCCCCGAAGCGUUCCGGGAAGCUGCUGGCAGAGCAGCUGGACACGGAAGAUCGGGUACGACCGGAGUUUACCAUCCCGCAUGGUGAACGGUCCGAGAACAACCACAAGAUCGAGAAGUCCAAGACAUUCAUCGACACAUGCAAGAUCGCUGACGAGAAGGACUCGUCACAUCCCACCAAGAAGCCACCCGGACAGAACGCUACGGAUGAUCCGUGUCAGCAGAAGAUGGUCUCGACCGCCGGAAGUGAGCCGGCACAGAAGUGCGACGUGUGCGGACUAGGCCAGCACAAGAGCUGGAAGUGUCCGCAGUUCCUAGAGAUGGCAGUCCCCCAGCGGCUGAUCAAGAUGAAGGAGAAGCAACUCUGCUUCAAUUGCCUCCGGACGGGACAUACCUCGGCGCAGUGUGUGUCCACCGGAGCGUGCGCGACGUGCGAGGAGCGGCACCACACCCUGCUGCACGCCGAGUACCAGAGAAACUCAAAGCAACCGACAACACAAACGAAGGUGGAGCAACCUGGUGCUCCACAACAAGCCGAAUCGGAUCAAGUGACGCCAGAGGCCAGCUCCUCUGGACAACUAGCGCCGGACGCGCUGUCAGCCGUCGCGGACUCUCAGAAUAAACCCUGCAGCCCACACCCCUGCCGUGGUUUAUUGAUAGCAGCAAGUAAGACACAUUUGACGAAAGACAUCCUGGACAAACACAACGCGAACAAGUUGGCUGGCGUCGAGCAGAUGCAGUCACGUUCCAACACCAUGGCGAUUCCUGCUGGAGUUCAACUCGCCGUCAGAGUCAACUUGGUGGCUCUGCGCGAGACGAGCUUCAGCCAGGUCUUGGACGGCACGAUUGGAAGCGGUGCAGCACGUGAAGAAGCGGUUUGGGCUCAAGCCACGGCGUUUGAGAACGAACCCAAGUUGAAGCAGCACAUCGAAGAACAUGAAGGUGGACCGCCCUACAAGAAAGCGAGUGAGGUGAGCGAUCCAACGAAUGCGAAUAAAGAUUACCUGUCGUUCCAUGCAGUAGCACGUACACCAAAGACGACGCUGGCUUUCCUAGCUGAGCGUUUCCUGCUAGAAGGCACGAGAUUGGAAGUGACGGGGUGCAGCAUUUUGCUGCAAUCGAACGCAUUGUGGCUCGUGGAGCAGAUGAUGGAACGUACAAGAGCGGCAUCGGCACCGUACAAGGCGGCUGCAGUUGACUUACAGCUGAUGAUCGGUGAGCGGUCGAAGUAUCCACCAGCUGCAGCACCAACGAACAAGAGGCAGAAGAGUGGCACUGGAGGAAUUCACCCAUACGAGCGGUCGGUGUACGCCGAUCCACUGAAGCGAGUGUCACCAGACGGGACAGAAGAAAGUCCAUUGAGAAGCAGAACAAGAUGCCGGUUUUCGACAAUCGGCAAGCACCAACAAUCCCUGGAGUACAUUCCACAAGUCGGCCAGGCCUUUUGGCGGCCCCUGCGACUGUCAAUUGCGCUGACCGGCACAUUCUGUAAGAACGCAACGAAAUUAAGCCCAGUUUUGGACAACAGGGCGAAAUGGGUUCGCAUCGACUUGCGGAUCCCAAGAGCUCCCGGCGAAGAAGUGAAAGAAUACUUACCUGGCCAACGUACGGCCCAACGUGGAAGGCGAAAGAGUGACCUUUGGAUCGCCUGGAGAUCAACGGCAGUUCUUCGCGGGUGGAGGAUGUUCGAGCCUGAACAUUUCAGCUCGAAGAAAAUUUUACUUUGUUUUGACAGCACUGCGGUUGCUUCGAUCUCAGUCGCAGCGAUGUUGGCAACCAUGCCUACGCCGUUGUAAACAACGAAGGGAACGCGCACAAAGAGUGCGCGAAACGACGUGCGUGGCAACAGCGCGCCGUUGACGACGGCGAAGGAGAGAAAGAGAGCGGAAACCCGAACGACGACGAAGAGUGGAGAGUUUUUUGGCGCGCAACGGACGAGUUUGCGCGAUCGUUCGGAGAAGAGACAAGUUUUUCGCAGGUAGCCGAACCGGUCGGACGUCAAUUCGAGCGCGUCGCGAUCAUCGGAAGCAACACUAAAUUAAUCACUUAAGCUAAGUUUUAGUAGUAAAUAGAAAGUAGUGAGAGAAAUUCUAGUGUUGUGUUUGUGUUUGCGAUACUUCCGAUCCUCCCAAGCUGGUUCCCCAAGUCCGCCUGAAGUGAAGUAAAAAUACAGUCCGCUUCGAACACCAACUUUCUUGCUAGAAAUGGGUCAGAAGGGCACUUUAUUGACCCAGAACCCUUCUGUGGGGUCUCAAAAAUCGUAUUAAAAAUGGAGUUUGUAAAAUAUGAGGAAAAGACGAUUCAGUUGAACUGGACGAAAACACAAUUACUGAGACAAUCUAGGGAGUUCAUCACUCCCUCUACUCAAAAAUAAAAAAAUAAAUACUCAAUCUGAACAAGAAAUAUCUUGAUAUCUAUAUCGGGCUUAUAACAGGACACUGUCCGUCUAGAUAUCAUUUGAAAAAGCUAGGUCUUAGUCAAAUAGAUAUCUGUCGGUUCUAUGACUGUGAAACCGAAACAUCAAAACAUCUGAUAUGCGACUGCAGCGCACUAUCUGCAAGGCGAAGGCAGAUUCUUAACAGGCCUAUUUUAAGCCCUAAAGAGAUCUGGCAAGAACACCCCAGUAAGGUAGUUGAUUUCAUUUUAGAAAUUAUACUUGAAUGGGGCAUACCGCAACGUCAGCCAAUGACCGCUACCCUAAAUGGUAACGUCAAAUCAAAAUCAAACCAUCCACAUUAACGACCCCCGGGUCUUUUGUGGUCUCUAUUGCAAGUUUCUGAGCACCAAAACCUCUUUCUACUCCAAGCACCCAAACCUCUUUCUACUCCAAGGAACCUUCCACCCCAGUGUUUGAACUGACGACCUUUGGAUUGCGAGUCCAACCGCCGCCAGCGAUUCCACCGGAGUAGGCUUGGUUUGGUGUGUUUUUUGUUCUUAUGGCAUGGAGACGACUCCUACACCUGGAAUGACUUAACGGCCUAACAACAACCAAGGCCGAGACCGACAUUUUACUUCCUCAUCCGAUGAAAGGUUGGAGCAGAUGGGAAUCGAACCCAGAAUCAUCCGCUUACAAAGCGGACAGCGUAACCAUUCGGCCACGCACUGCCCCACAAAUGGUAACGUGUCAUCCUGAAGUCUGCGAUAAUAAAAUGGGUAUACGGUAUACCACAAUAGAUCAAAGUCAUGGUCGCAGUGGUCACAACCCAACAAAAAAAAAAAAAAAAAA
Molecule: messenger RNA, 5729 nt
Organism: Culex pipiens pallens (northern house mosquito)
Lineage: Eukaryota; Metazoa; Arthropoda; Insecta; Diptera; Culicidae
Exons: 1
Coding region: 2104-4299 (731 amino acids)
Molecular function (GO): zinc ion binding; nucleic acid binding
Source: RefSeq, a predicted model, not a curated record